This is a messenger RNA of Helobdella robusta, 1122 nucleotides long. RefSeq lists its product as hypothetical. The record is from RefSeq and is a predicted model, not a curated record. NCBI's taxonomy places the organism in Eukaryota, Metazoa, Annelida, Clitellata, Rhynchobdellida, Glossiphoniidae. The transcript has a single exon. Bases 1 to 1122 code for a protein of 373 amino acids.
AUGGAUCAACAUGCGGUUGGUGAUCGCUUGUUCUCGAAAAAUAAAUUAAAAACUCUUCUGGUGGAAAAUAAACGUGAGACUGUGAAAUUGAAUGAUAAACUCCAUGGAUUGAAAAAUGAAACUAAUUUUGAAAUAUCAAAAACAAAUAUAGAAAUAGCAAAAUUAAAGACCAAGCUGGUACAUUAUGAUAAACGAAAAGUUGAAUUCGAGCGUCAAAAAAAUACUCGUGCAAAUCGAUUUGGUCAAAAAAUAACAUCGAAUAAUUCUGACGGUGGAGCUAACGAACGUAAACCAGAACUUUCGGAGUUGGAAUUAAUUUCGUUGAGGUUUGAGAAGUGCAUGAUGAAAUCAAUAAAAAAUUCUGUAGAAUCGCUGGUGGUGCCUCAGUUGAAUUCUAAGAACCACGCACCAACCUCCCACUUGCUCCCUAACAACGCACCGACAUCAGAGAUGCGCCCCACAAGACCACAGUCACCAGGUGAGUUACUUCCGUCUUCAAAAGAACUAAAGCCCUUCUGCAUAUCUUUCAAUUGUUUCGAUUACCCACCUUACGACGAAAUAUUAAUAACAAAAGAUGACAAUAAAUUAAUUUUAACAAAAAUUUUUAAAAAGCAAGCAAAUCUUAACGCAAUUAUAGAAGCAGUUAACGACAUUGUGGAUGAUGUUGAAAACGAGCGCAAGCAUAAGAAGUUCCAGAGAUGGAGAGAGCUGGUGGAGAGCAUGGACGACGAGUACAACAUGACCGACACGUGCUGCGAUACAACAGCUGAAUACAAAACCGACGAAGGAACGACAGAAAGUUUGAACAAUCACUCACAUAAGAACCAUCCAGACCACUCGUUGUCAUCUAACACAGAUAAUUUUGUUAGCGAUGGAAAACUUCAAAAUGUACAAAACGUUAAUAUAGAUCCUACACAGAAUGACGUUUGGAGUAAAAUCAGCGAAGUUAUUUUUGAAAACGACAAAGAAGAACUUUCAAAAACCGCACAAACCGUUAAGAAGAGUGAUGAAGGAGGAGAUGUUUCGAAUGGCCUGCCUCCAUCACAGCGCUAUCAAAAAGUUAUGAUCAAGUUGGCACAAAUUCUAAAGUGCGCGGAAACAAAAUUACGUUCGAAUGACUGA